Molecule: messenger RNA, 7734 nt
Organism: Hyalella azteca
Lineage: Eukaryota; Metazoa; Arthropoda; Malacostraca; Amphipoda; Hyalellidae
Gene: drosha
Exons: 21
Coding region: 88-7734 (2548 amino acids)
Biological process (GO): rRNA processing; regulation of gene expression; primary miRNA processing
Cellular component (GO): nucleus
Molecular function (GO): double-stranded RNA binding; ribonuclease III activity
Source: RefSeq, a predicted model, not a curated record
UAUAGUUUCUUUUUUUUUGCAGGAGUAGAUAAAAUCACAUGCUUGAGUGUUGGAUUAAAUUAUAAUCCAUUCUUGGAACAUGAUAUCAUGCCUGGUAACUUGCAUCAGGAAACUUAUGCCAUUCCUGUUAUUGGUAGUCAGCUGACAGUGCAGCAUGGAGUGGAGGAGAAAUUUGAGCACCCAACACAGCCUAAUUACCCUGCCAUCUAUGAGCCAAGCAAUUCAGACUUUUCUGGUCACAAUGGAUCAGCCAUCAAAAGCAUCUUGCCUAAUACGCAGACGCCUGAAGCUUCAUAUGUAUCCGCAGCAUAUUGCAGUUAUGCAUUUUCUACAUCAUCCAAUGCAACUGAUGUUGGAGAUCAGUUCAAUGCAUCAAAUUUUCCACCUACAGUCCCUUCUCAAGUAGUGUAUAAUUCACAAAAUUGGUCGUCUGGUGAUUUUCUUCCUUCACAUGUACCACCAAACCCAAUGGAGUCUUGUGAGUAUGUCCUCCAAAGAGACAGUGCUCCCACUUCUUGGUCAUCCCAAGAUAAACAAAAUUACUAUCCAUGCGAAUCACAACAUAGGUCUGAUUUUCCUUCAAACAAUUCCUCAUCUUCCAAUUUGAGAGACAAUUCUGUGUCACAAAGGAAGAGGAAGGUUGAUAAAUUACAUAAAAGCAACACUCACAGAAGCCUUCACAAUACUUCCCCUAAGGGCCAUGAGAAAAUCUCUCGCGCAACUGCACAUAGUAAAACACGCAAAUCUCAUCAUUCUGAAAAGAGUCUGCAAAAACGGUCUUGUCGGAAAACUCCAGUAGAAUCCAAUUUAUCUGAUGCAAACGAGGACUACCAUCAAGAAUGUUUUCCUAAGGGAAGAAUUCCACGGGAACAAAGGCACUUAUCUGACACCGCAAGGAGCAACGUGCAUGGUGCAUCAACCAGACGUUCUCACAAGAGUGAUAGUACAAGGUCAGAUAAAUCCGAAGACUUUGUAAGUUACAAAGUUUUGCAAAAUUCUCACAUUCGCCAUCCAAAGAAGCAGGAACAUGUUUUUUCUAAAUUUCGAUGCAAUUCUGAAGAAAUGGCUGAUUCUUCUGGAAGUAUGAAACGUGGCCAAUCGCCCCCAAUGGCUCCAGGGAGUGACUUGGAAAAUAGUUCAUACAGGAAGAAAAGAACUAGUGAUGAUAUGCAUCACGAUGCUUUUGAAGGUCGGAUUUCAGUCAGAAAACAAAGAGAAAAUGAUCAAGUGCCAUCAACUUUGAGGAAUUUGUUAGAACCUCCUAGUAAAAGACAUAAGAUUAGUGAGACACAUUAUUCAAGUAAAUCCAAAAGGAUAAGUACAGGUGCCAAGUAUAAUCCAAGCCCAACGUUCAGUGAAUGUGAAUUUGAAAAGGGUGAAAAUUUUAAUUCUAAAUUCCAUCGCAAAAAAUCAAGUAGACAGGUGUCUUCAGAAAAAGGGAAGAAAACACUUCUUUGUGACCCAAUUUCACAGCAUGAAUCAUCUCUAGAAGAAUUUCAUAUUAGAAAAGCAAAAAAUGAUAAUGCUAGCCCAAGAGAAAAUGCCAAACAGAUGGGGACUGACAGCCCUGUUGAAAAUCUCAUGGAUGUUCUAGAUAUCGAUCUUUCUGAAGCAGAAACAAAUAUCCUAGAAAACGAUUCAAAGGUUGAUGAUGAUAGCUCCAUUCCUAAAUGGACACGUUCAUCCCCUGCAGACUUGUAUUAUGUUCAGGAUGAGAGUGCACAAUUCACUCGAGCCACGAAUCGCGCUAAGAAGAUCUGCCAAGAGUUUCAAGUAAAACUGGUGGACAGAGGAAAGAGAGCGCGAGACAAAUUUGCCAAAGAAUUCAAUGUUCAAAACUCGCAAUGUUGCCAUGAUGGCCAUAAAAUGAAGACUGUCAUGGAUCCAUCGCCUUGUGCCUCUACUAAUAACAAAGCUUCAUCAACCUCUACAUCGCCAACAACUGAUCCACAGACGUUGGGCCAAAUUACCGAGAGACGCGAUGGGCAUAAAAAUAGGAAGAACUCGAGUGAAAGCAACACUAGCAGCUCAAGUGAUUCUGAUGCUAGCAGGCAACGAACUCGUAAGAAAAAAAAUAGAUCACUGAAAAAAACUGGUCGAGAAAAGCGAUCUAAUGGCAUGUGCUGUGGAAAUAAAAGUAGCAGCAGUGACAGUAACUCAGACUCAAGCACAGACUGUGAAGAAAAUGAGCACCCUUUUGGUGAACGGUCCCAUCUUGAGUUGGAGAGGAAGAGGAAUCAUCCACUACGUCUGCAUCCCGAGCUGUGGCACAAUGAUCCUGGCGAGAUAAACACUGGCCCGCUGUGCUUAUGCAAAGCGCGCGCCAAACGCAGUGGCAUCAGACACGGUUAUUACGUAGGUGAAAGUACCGUGCCAGCUUGUGAUCCUUGGACCAACAACGCUGAUCGCCUUCAUCACUACCGUGUCACCAUCGCUCCGGCGACCAACUUCAUUAUCAAAACUCCAACACACAUCAAGUAUGAUGGACACGAGUACAUAUUUGAAGGCUUCUCGCUUCUGAGCCACGAGCGUCUAGUAGACGUGCCGGUGUGCCGUGUGAUCCGCUUCAAUAUUCACUACUGUGUUGGACACGAGCCUCAGGAGAUGCUCGACAACUUCUGCAUCCGAGAACUUGAUCUCUUCUACGAAUACCUAUUCAAGGAAAUUCUGGAGCUUGUGGAUUUGGACCUACGACCUCGGGGAGAUACAUCAGGCUGCCCCAUGUUUCAUCUGUUGCCUCGCUUCGUACGCCAGCUGCCCGACAAUGGAACAGAAAUUCUUGCCAUGACGGAGGUAUUGCGUUACUUGUUGCAGUCAUCUAUCCCUCUUGUUGACAAGAAUAACUUACGCGAUGUCAUUUCCAUGUCGCAGAAGGAGUGGUUAGAUUCCGUUGACACUCUCAAAGGUAUGAUCGUGUGCAACCCUGGGAUGAAGCCAUGUUCUCUGCGCGUUGACCAGCUUGACAGAGAACCGCUCGUAGGCUCUAAUGGAGAAGAACCUAAAUACUCUCAGAAAAGAGAUGCAAAGGAGCAAGAACUUCGCAUUUCGCGGUCUUCCUCUCACUCUCGCUCGUAUUUUCAAGAUAACAUUGAUCAUCUACAAAAGCAGCGACCAGCGGUUAAAAGACUUUCUAGUGAACGCGAAAGUAAUUCCUGCCGUAGUCGUUCAAAUGAACCUGAGCUCUACAAGCAAUAUGAAAAGCCUGGUAACAUGAAUUCUCGACAUCGAACUUCAACUUCUUUGAAAUAUGAAGUUGGAAUGGAAAAUUGUGACUUAGACGAACGAGAUUAUCGUCGUAGCCAGUCUGCUUCGCGUAUAAAAGAUCCUCGAAAUAGACGAGAUCGUUGCGACGAAUGGCGAGAAAAUCAUGAGUUUGAUGGCAGACGUGAUGAUCAGGACAGACAUGCUGCCAGUAAAAGAUAUCGGCUUGACUCUGUGGAUAAAAGCCUAGAAUUUGGUCACGACGGUGAAACGAGCACUCGUAACUCAGCUGCUGGUACGCGCACGUCACGGCAUGAACAUAAUCGCCGUUCACCUAAAAGAGAUCAUACUGAAUUUGACCAGAGAAAGGGCCAAUGCAGAAGCAGAUCGAGAGACUCCCACGAAUUGAAUAGGAAAACUAGAGAAGAAAGUUCAACGAGGAAUGCAAGAAUUUCUGUCCAUGAGCGUCUCUCUUUUGGCACAGAGAACCUGUAUCCUGGAAGGCACAUGAACUUCAGGUCAAAUAGCCAAUCGUAUGACGAUGAUUAUUACUCAAGACGCGAUGACUCCCUUGGAAAAGAUGUUCUUUGGACUCGUAAAAGUUCACGACAUCAAACGACAGAAGACCGUUAUGGCGACCGUGACCAAAGUAGGGUUCGGUCUGUGACGCGAGUUGAGCGUCAACAGCAACGCCAAGAGAGAUCUCAUAUUUCCCGGUCCACUGAAUCAUUGAUGCUACAUCAAAGCCUUCCCUUGGGUGAUCAUGAAAUUUCCUCUGAACCCAACACUAGAGAAAAUUCAGAAAAUGAAAUGCUCCGUUUUCCAAUCAUUGUUCAUUUUGCUAUCAGACCUUCACGUCUCUCAUACGCUGGCAAUCCUGAAUAUCAGAAAGUUUGGCGGGAAUACGUCAAGCUCCGACACUUGGUUGCAAACAUGGCCCGUCCAACGGCCGAGAACAAAGCUCGUCUCAUGUCCCAAGACAUGAAACUGCGAGCCAUGCGCACCAGUUCUGAUAAGAAGAGGGACGUCACCGUGGCCGUGUCUUCGGAAGGCUUCAUCAGAACUGGCAUCAUGAGCGACAUGGUACAGCACGCGUUGCUGAUGCCAGUGCUCGUGUGCCACCUACGCUUCCACAGAUCAGUGGCUAUGCUUCAACAAAACAUUGGCUACGAAUUCAAGGAUAAAUACUUACUGCAACUGGCCCUCACUCAUCCUUCAUUCAGGGAGAAUUUCGGGACGAAUCCUGACCACGUGCGCAACUCUCUGACCAACUGCGGUGUGAGACAACCCGAGUAUGGCGACCGCAGAGUAUUGCACAUGAACACCAGGAAGAGAGGAAUCAACACCCUAAUCAACAUCAUGGCUCGAUUCGGCCGCGACGAUGAAACCAACAGUCAAAUCAUGCACUACGAAAGACUGGAAUUCUUAGGAGAUGCCGUCGUCGAGUUCCUGACUUCAAUUCACCUGUACCAUGUCUUCCCGGACAUGGAGGAGGGUGGACUGGCUACCUACAGAGCGGCGCUGGUGCAGAACCAGCACCUGGCCGUGCUUGCUGAGCGCUUGGAUUUAGACAAGUUUCUCCUGUACGCGCACGGGUCAGAUCUCUGCCACGACUACGAGCUGCGACAUGCCAUGGCCAACUGCUUCGAGGCUCUCAUGGCCGCCAUUUUCCUUGACUCAAAUAUUGGGGAAGCUGACAUCGUGCUCACUCGAACGCUCUUUAAAGACGAGCCUGUGCUGCAGAAAAUCUGGCACGACUAUGCCCCUCAUCCUUUGCAGCAGCAAGAACCUCUUGGUGAUAGGAAAUGGAUUGAGAAAUAUCCAUUUCUGCAGCGCCUGACGGAGUUUGAAGAUAGCAUUGGCAUUCAGUUCAGGCACAUCAGAAUACUGGCUCGAGCAUUCACGGACCGCAGCGCUGGCAGCAACCACCUCACUUUGGGCUCCAAUCAACGUCUCGAGUUCCUCGGCGACACGGUUCUUCAGCUCGUCUGCUCAGAGUUCCUUUACAAACACUUCCCAGACCAUCACGAGGGACAUCUCUCGCUUCUGCGGUCAUCUUUGGUGAACAAUAAAACUCAGGCUGUAGUGUGUGACGAUCUCAACCUCACCAGCUUUGCAAACCACCGCAAGACAGACAUCACUUCCAACCAGAAGCACAGAGCAGAUCUACUGGAAGCUUUAGUAGGCGCCAUCUACAUCGACAGGGGAUUGUUGUAUUGUCGACGCUUCUGCGACGUGUGCUUGUUCCCGCGCCUGCAUCAGUUCAUCCUGAACCAAGACUGGAACGAUCCCAAGAGCAAACUGCAGCAGUGUUGCCUCACGCUCCGUAACAUGGAUGGCUCCGAACCUGAAAUUCCUGAAUACAAGGUUAUCAUGAGUCAGGGUCCAACCAACACCCGCGUCUACAAAGUGGCUGUCUAUUUCCGCAACAAGCGCCUGGCUGUGGGCAAGGGCCAGUCAAUACAAGACGCCGAAAUGAACGCUGCUGAAAAAGCACUGCUGCAAAGUCAAGGCGUAUUCCCACAACUAAAGCACCAGAAGAGAAUAUUGGAAAGAAGCUUCCAAAUACAGCAAGAAGCCCAAAACCAAGACGUGUCGUGCUAUGAGAAUCCCUUGCCGGCAGCCUUUGCACACGUCACCGACCACGUCACACGACGAGAGCGAUACGAUUCUCCACGACGACGCGAGUCGUCGCCGGACGAGUUCACUCGUGGACAUUUUCUCAAUCCUUUGCUUAGGAAUUCUCUUGAGAAGACUAAAACAUUUAGUCGUUCUUGGCCCGUUACAAUUGAUGGAGAGGAUUAUGUUUGUGCUGAUCGGCUAUCUAAAUGUGCUAAGAAAGAGUAUGAAAAUUUGAGGGAUCAUGACACUACUGCAUGCAUGACCCCGAAAAAGAAAAUCCCGAGCAAGAAUGAUGCCGCUGAAGGUACUUCUUACGGAAUGAAGAAUGCUGACAAGGGGAAGCCUGAAGUGAGAAUCCCCGUCCCGUCAUCUGAUGAAGAUCUUUCCAAAAACUUUGAUCCUUCCGGGCUUAGUGCUAAGUCCAUUUUUGCUUCAAGCAGGAGGGUGAAAACUGCUACUCAGGGGAUGGGUUACGUUCCUGUCAACCCGCCCGUUGGCGACGGUGCUGACGUUGGUGCUGACGACGUUGCGGUAGUCAUUGCGACUGAUCCUAGUGACGUUGUUAGCGCUGACGUGUGCAACGUCGCUCUUGCUUUCACUACCCAAAACUACGACUCGAUUGCAACCGUUAGAGAAAAAGAUCAAUUAUGGGAGGGACAGUCAGGAAAAUCAGCGACAAUCCACUCCAGUAAAUCGAGCAAAAGUUCGGUAAACAGUAGAAUCGAACAUAUACCGCAAUUCACUGCGUCUCUUUGCAGCUCUUUUUAUGCAGCUGGUGAGCGGACAACUUCAUCGUUUCUUGGGGGUGUUGCAACAGCGUCAUUAGUGGNCUUCCAGAAGGAAACAUGUCGGCACCGCCACAUCUUCCGGAAGGAAACGUGUUGGCACCGCCACAUCUUCCAGAAGGAAAAGUGCCGGAACCGCCACUUCUUCCGGAAGGAAACAUUUCGGCACUGCCACAUCUUUCGGAAGGAAAAGUGCCGGAACCGCCACUUCUUCCAGAAGGAAACGUGUCGGUACCGCCAUAUCUUCCAGAAGGAAACGUGUUGGCACCGCCGCAUCUUCCAGAAGGAAACUUGCCGGAACCGCCACGACUUCCAGAAGGAAACGUGUCGGCACCUCCACCACUUCCAGAAGGAAAUGUGUCGGCACCUCCACCACUUCCAGAAGGAAAUGUGCCGGAACCGCCACCUCUUCCAGAAGAAAAUGUGCCGGAACCGCCACCACUUCCAGAAGGAAACUUGUCGGCACCGCCACCACUUCCAGAAGGAAACGUGUUCGCCAUUUCCUGAAGUCGACAUUACUCCUCCGUCACUACUUUCUGCAUCUGCAUCACUUCUUUCACCUAACAUUGCUAGACUUUCACCACAUCUUGCUGCUGACUUACCUGCGCCUCCAUCAACUGAUGAAGCUGAAGGGACUGCACUGCAACAUCUUCCAUCCCCACUUUUUCCUGAAGCUGACGCAGUUGCCCCAUCUAUAGUUGCAACUGACGCAGCUGUACCUCCAUCGCAACUUGAAGCUGACGUCACUGCAAAUCCACCAUUUGCUGAAGUUGAAAUCAUUGAUAAACCUUUUGCAAAUAAUAUUGCGUCUCCCCCUGCAACUGAAACAAUUUCUUCACUAGCUUCUAGAGCUGUCGAGUCUGACUACAUAUCCGCAUAUCUUGUAACUAACGCCGUUCAAAGACCUGAAGGUCUACCUGCCAAUUCUGUAACGUUGUCUACUUCAUCUCGGCCCAAACACGAAUGUUCAUUUGAAGUUGUGGAUACUUGGACUGAUGUAACUUUCAAUGACGAUGAUCAUGAGAACUGUGAAAAAGUUGAAACGAGAAGGAGAGAACGUAGCGUAACCCGCAGUCGAAACUACGACGAAGAUGCCAAGCGCUCUGAACAGUUUCGUCGCAUGUGA